Molecule: messenger RNA, 3135 nt
Organism: Anopheles cruzii
Lineage: Eukaryota; Metazoa; Arthropoda; Insecta; Diptera; Culicidae
Product: serine/threonine-protein kinase meng-po
Exons: 5
Coding region: 1000-2784 (594 amino acids)
Biological process (GO): peptidyl-serine phosphorylation; peptidyl-threonine phosphorylation
Molecular function (GO): ATP binding; protein serine/threonine kinase activity
Source: RefSeq, a predicted model, not a curated record
CCCCUCUUCGGUGGCCGGGUAUCAGAAACCGGAUGCCGGAUCGUUUAGAUCGGUGGUGAAUCGGAGUCCAUCAGCACCCGGAAGUGCCGUAAACUCUGCAGUGACUCUGCGUUUGAUCGCCAUCCCCAGGCAGGAUUCGGCGCGCCCGCCAGUGCAUUGAAAGAAGGGCCCGUUCGUGCGAACUACGUUGUGUAAAAUUCGAGUGAUUUAUAAAUUUAGAAUAUCAUCAGCUCGGGCACGCUCGACGAUCGCGGCAACGGUGACGCCGCGACACCACCUCUGCGGGGCUUAGCAGAGGGGCCCUGCCUCUGGUUGAUCUGGUGGUUAAAUGUGAAAGCGAUACCGACCGAUACACUCUGCCUUCGACGACAUCGAUUGGCUGCAGGAAAAUUCGCGGAAAACGCGCUUUAAUUGUGCAUUGUGCGAUUGCGUUGCGUUGGUUCGUGGCGUUGGUCUUUGUUCACCGCGCAUACCAUUCGGCUGUGUCGCUGUGGCCACACCCGGAUGCCACACCAGUGCAAACCAUAUGCAGUAUGGCUUCUAACCGAUUCGAGUGUUGCAAAAAGUAUUGUGUCGGCGAAAACAAUGGUUGUCCGUGAGUGCACGAUCACGGGAAGAAAGUGAUCGCGGCCGAAUCCGGGUCCGGUCGGCGUGAAAUUAUUGAAGAAAAAGAAUUCCUAGAAGAGCGCAUGAUCGAUGGGCCUAAGCGUGAGACCGUGAUUUCAACUACGAAGCAGAACUUGUGACAUACAAUUUACAAUCGGAUACACUGAACUUUCCACUCUCGGAUACUCGACACAGGGCCGGUGGCGACGGUGAUGUUGUUGAUGUCGGACCCGCAACCCAAGGCUUGCCGAGUACGACACGCAACCACCGGCGGAGCAAAUGACCGGAAGUGGUACUGAGAAAGAGUAAAACAUUAAGCAGAACCCUGUUCUAGCCAGUCCGGAAGCAUCGAGCCGCGCUAAGCCGCUAGUUCACCCCCCUUCUGUGAGAGCCAUGUCUUCGACCAAGAAGUCGACGAGCACCAUCCACAAGAUCCGCGAGUUCGAGCUGGACAAGGUGGUGCUGUCGGAUGAGUUCGAUAUCCUGCAGAUCGUCGGCGAGGGCUGGUUCGGCAAGAUACUUCUGGUCGAGCACCGAGCCACCGACACGGAGAUGGUGCUGAAGCUGCUCCCGAAGCCGUUCGUGUCGCUGACGGACUUUUACAAAGAGUUCCACUUCAGUCUGAUGCUGGGGCAGCACAAGAACAUUGUGACAACGUAUGACGUGGCAUUCGAGACGGCCGGUUUCUACGUCUUCACGCAAGAGUACGCACCGCUGGGGGACCUAACGUCGAACGUGUCGGACAGUGGCAUCGGGGAGCUACACACCAAGCGCGUGGCGAGGCAGCUGGCCUCGGCCAUCGAUUACAUUCACCAAAAGGAGCUGAUACACAGGGACAUCAAGCUGGACAAUGUGUUGGUGUUUCGGUCGGACUUUGCGCGCAUCAAGCUGUGCGACUUUGGGGAAUCGCGCCGACUCGGCGAAGAGGUCCUACGGCGGAACGAGUGGCUACCGUACAGCCCGCCGGAAGUGUUGCUGGUCAAAACGGAUGAUAAAUACAAGACUGAUACGGCCCACGAUGUGUGGCAGUUUGGGAUCGUGUGCUUCGUAUGUCUGACCGGGUGCCUGCCGUGGCAGAAGGCGUCCAGCGACGAUCCGCGGUACAACCGGUACCAGCAGUGGCACCAGGCGACGCUCACCUUCCCGAUGAAGCGCUGCCCGAAGCUGUUCAAGCUGCUGUCGGCGAGGGCGUGCAAGCUGUUCAAAAAGUUUCUGGACCCCCGGUCCGAGCGGCGCCUCAAGACGCUGAGCGACCUACAGAAGUACCUGGACGAUCGGUGGCUCGGCAAGACGGCCGAACGGGAGAUGGCCGAGAACGAGCCGGACGAGCUGUGCCCGUCCAUGUACUCGUUCCACAGCAGCGUCGAGGAGAAGAACAAACUGCUCGGGACGCUGGCCCAGUGCGGGAUCGAAACGACGGUGGACCGGGCGGCCAAGAAGAACCGCAUCCGCGACUGGAUCCAAUCGUCGGUGAUCGCCGAAGAGGAGGAGGAAGAUGAUUCCGGCACGGCGACACCCUCGUCAACCGUGUCCCGGACCGCCGUCCCCGGGCACGUAUCGUCGGUGGCGGCCCUGGAGAAGGCCGAAAAGAAGAUCAACUCGACUGUAAAGGAAGCGUCCCACAAGCAUAUCGACCCACGCACCGGCAACGUCCAGGUUGGCCCGAGCGAAAUGGGAUCGGUGAGCGGGACGGACGGCAACAACAACAACAACAGCCCGGUGCCCAACAUUAACGGCCACUCGGCGGUGGCAGGCCGACACAGUCUCCUCCAAGCCACGCACGGCCUGGUGCGGGUGGCAUUUAGCUCGGUGGCCGCCGUCACGGUGCCGGAGGCCAACCGGAACGGGGCACUCGGCCAGAAGGGCAUCACGACGGUGCGGGACAGUGGCUACGGUAGCUCGAACGGUAACGGUGGCACCACGAAGCCGGCCGGCAGGAAGCUUGCAGCCAAGUCGCCGACCCUUCAGAAGCGAUCCAACCUAAUCCGGUCGGAAAGUGCCCCGCACGAGGAGCAGGAGGAACCGGACGAGCGCGACAGCCAGAGUCUGGAGUUUGACGAGCUGGAGACGGACCGUGGCUCGAACGGGUUCCUGAACGCGCCGCCGCCGCCGGAGAAGCGGGCGGUCGACAAGAAACCGGAAAGCACCUACGACAAGCUGUUCUUCCGACGGAAAUGAUCCUCUCACUUUUUAGACCUUUAGUCCCGCAACCUCAACAUACUAGGCAAUCGCGGCGUUGAUCGCUUGUGGUUUGGUUUCACACACACACACACACACACCGUGCACCGAUGAGUGAUGUUUUUGAGGUUUGAGGCAACACCAUAGAGCAAUAGAGCAACUCUGUACACUGCACCAGCCAGCGCUGUGAUUGCCGCGUCAAUGCCGCCAAGCCCCAAAACUUGAGCUUGGUCUUUUCCCAAACUUGGUCAUUGGUCUUUUCUCAACUCAAGCCGGACGAGGACGACUAGAGGCGGACUAUACGGCAAAAUGGCGCACCGGGCUGCGAACGAUUGUGGACCAUAAACUUGU